This is a messenger RNA of Schistosoma guineensis, 1803 nucleotides long. NCBI's taxonomy places the organism in Eukaryota, Metazoa, Platyhelminthes, Trematoda, Strigeidida, Schistosomatidae. The record is from the annotation of a GenBank genome assembly.
UUUUUACAAAAAAAUAUUAAAAUACAACACCACUUGAAAAUAAUUUUUUUUCAUUAUUUAAAUUCAUUUUACAUUUUAAUUGAUAAUGUCUUUGCCAAGAAAAAUUAAAAAUAUACCAAGGUAAUCAAUAAUAAUAAUAAUAACAUAUCAUCAUGAUAUUAUCGAUUGGUAGUAAUUUUACAGAAUAUCAUCCAAAAGUACAUCAUUCAUUAGGUACAUUAUAUAGUGUUGCACCAAUCAUUAUUUUAAUUAUUGGAAUACCCGGUAAUUUAUUAUCAAUGGUUAUAUGGUUAAGACGUUUAUCUACAACAGUUGGUUCAACAAGUUUAUUAAUUGGUAUUAUGUGUAUGACUGAUACAUAUGUUAUAGCACAUGGUUGUCUAAGACAAUGGAUAAUUGGUAUCACUAAUGAAAAGGUGGAUAUACGUAUCAAAUUUGGCUGUGGUAUACCAUUAUUUUUAUUCACUUUUUCAACAGAUUUAUCAACAUGGAUAAUCAUUUUAUUAUGUAUUGAAAGAGCUAUAUGUGUUUGGACUCCAAUCAAAUUUAAACAAUGGUGUAAAUUAGAACAUGGAAUAACAGCUUUAAUUUUUGUUGUAUUAUGUUUGGCCAGUGUGAAUAUUCACUAUGUAUGGACUGUAUAUGUAAAAGAUAAUUCAUGUGCACCGAAACAAGAAUAUAAAGCGUUUCAUUUAUACUGGCCGUAUAUUGAUUUUGCAAUUUAUUCAUUUAUUCCCUUAGCUUUCAUACUACUAGUAAAUAUAAGUAUUAUAUGGAGGAUGAAAACUACAAAUGUAUCAACAAAAAACACACAAAAUUCAAUAAUACCAAGAGUAGCACUUAUAAGUGAUAGUUCAGAACAAACAUCUUUAAAAUCGCGUACUUUACAUAAAGACAAGUCGUCAUCAGCUCGUGAACAACGUUCUGCACGAGUAUUACGAACAGUAGUUUGCAUGACUAUAAGUCAUUUUUUAUUAACAAUGCCAGUAGUAUUCUUUUAUUUAUUUGAAUCGAAAUUUUGUAUUGAUAAUAAAGAUUGGAUAAAUGUCUGUGAUACAAUCGAAAGAGUAACAGUAAUAUUACAAAUGAUUAAUCAUAUGACACAUUUUUUUAUUUAUUCUUGUACAUCAAGUGUAUUUUUGUCAGAUUUAAAUCGUUUAUGUAAAAAUCAUCCAUUGAAAUGUUGUCGAUCGGUAAAUACAAUGAAUACUCGACUUGUCAAUACAUCUAUCAAUGUUGUAGAUAAUCAUGCAGUGAAUUAUUCACAAGCUUCACCAAACUAGAAAGCAAUAAAAAAAGGCGUUGACCUCUUUCAAUUGAACCUAAUCAAUGUUGAUUUAUCAAGAUCCCAAAUAUUUGAAAAGAAACCAAUUACAUUGGUCUUCAUUCAUACUGUUUGUCUACAACAUUUAUAAAGUUAAUAUAUCACGUUUGAAACACGUUUUAACAUUCAUUGUGUUUAAAAAUGAAUGAAUUUAUGUGCAUAUAUAUAUACAUUGACUGUCACUUGCUGCUAAUUAUCGUUUUUUUACUACGUAUUUGGCAAUUACAUGUGCUUACAGAUUUUUCAUUGUUGGCAAUACAUCCAUCAUUUUGUAUGUUGUAAAACUGAACUACAUUGUACAAUGUUCAAUCCUCAAAAGAUAGAUACAGUGAAAUAUGGAUAAGAAUGAGUUUAUCAAAUAUAUAUAUAUAUAUAUAUAUAUAUAUAUAUAUAUAUAUAUAUGCAUAAUGUGUUUAAUCAUCUUUUUAUUUUUACAAUAAAAUGAAUCUAAUUCAUUUUUGUCUUAUUUUACACAAUAA